This is a messenger RNA of Maylandia zebra (zebra mbuna), 1804 nucleotides long. The record is from RefSeq and is a predicted model, not a curated record. NCBI's taxonomy places the organism in Eukaryota, Metazoa, Chordata, Actinopteri, Cichliformes, Cichlidae.
GAGUCCUUCAACUGUUCAGUGAUCGAUCAUUUGACCAUUCACUAAUCUUCAUGUCAACAUCCAGAGAGGAGAGCUCAUUUGAAAACUGUAUGACUCAUCCACUGCUAAAAGAAAUGAUAAGGAUGUGCAGAUACAGAUACCUGUGGCAGAAGAGCUUUGAACGUUCAGAGCUGUUAACACGUUUGGUUCAAACAGCAAAGGAGAUAAAUGAAGAUCGUUUGAGCUGUGAUGUAUUUGAGGAUGAGGAUGGCGGAUUAUUCAUGAGACCAAAGUGUGUUUUAAACCUGGUUCUGUUUGGGAGGAGAGGAGCAGGGAAGACGUCAGCAGCCAAGGCCAUUUUAGGUCAGACUGAGCUUCAUUCAGCCUCCAACUCAUCAGAGUGUGUUAAACAUCAGGGAGAGGUGUGUGGACGUUGGGUUUCCCUGGUGGAGCUGCCUGCCUUGUAUGGAAAAUCUCAGGAGGCAGUGAUGGAGGAAUCACUCAGGUGUAUCUCCCUCUGUGAUCCUGAGGGUGUCCAUGCCUUCAUCCUGGUCCUACCUGUAGAUUCCCUCACUGAUGAAGACAAGGGAGAGUUAGAGACCAUCCAGGACACAUUCAGCUCUCGGGUCAAUGACUUCACCAUGAUUCUGUUCACUGUGGACUCAGAUCCUACAGAUCCAGCUGUUGGUAACUUUGUAAAGGAAAACAAGGACAUCCAGGAGCUCUGUGAGAGAUUUGGAGGAGGAUCUGUUGUUCUUAACAUCAAAGACAAACAGCAGAUCCCACAGCUGUUAGAUACUGUGGAAAAGAUGACAGUUAAAGAGUUCGGGUGCUUCUCCAAGGACACAGUCAUCAAGGGUCUGACUGAGAUGGUGAGGAAGCUUCCAGCUGAACAGAGGAGUGAGGUGGGAGGUGCUGAUGGAAAACAGAGCAGAGCGAGAGAACGUAAAAUCAGUGAGAUGAGUGACGACACAAAGGAAGUCCCACAGAUAGACGUGGAGAGAGUUUUGAAAGAGAAGGAUGAAGAGAUGAAGAGGAGAGACGAGGACCUCAAGAAAAAAGAGAAAGAGUUGAAAGCUCUGCGCAUGAAAAUCAGUGAGCAGACAGGACAGAUUGAAGAGGAGAGAAAACUGAGAGCAAAGCAGCUGAAGGAUAAAGACGAAUCCAUCAACAAGGAGCGCAAAGAGAGAAAGAGAGAACGAGAGGAGGAGACGAGGAGACAGAAAAAACAAGAAGAAGUAAGAGUUCAGUCAGAAAGAGAACAAAAGGAAGCAGCUGAGAGGAAGCUGGAGCAGCACAGGAGAGAUAUGAAGAAAGAGCGAGAGGCCUGGGAAAAAGAAAGAAAGGAGAUCUGGGAGCGAUUUCAUCAGGAGCAAAAACAGAACCUGGAGGAGGUGAAAGCAAACCACAGAAAGCUGCAGGAAGAGUAUCAGUGGAAGAGGAGGAAGUGGACAUAUUCAUUAAUUGCUGCCUUAUUGUCAUUAAUAAUGUUUUUAUUAUAUUAUAUCUUUACCACAAACACUACAGAGAGCGCAAAGGCAGAGAAGGGUCUGUGAGCUUGGAGCGUUUGCUAAGAUGUAAACUACCCUGAUGGAGUUUGUUCAAGCUACUUUAAAUAAGAGUGAAAUUACUCAUUUACACUUCAAAUGGAAUCAUGAACUAUAAUAAAAAAAGUCACAUCCUGCUGCCACUCAACGAAACAACAAACAUCAAGCUGUAAUUACAAAAAGUGAACGUCUCACUUUUUACAGGAAUGUGCAGAACAAACAAAAGUCUUGGUUUGUGUUCAAUGUCAUCAGCAGGACACCUGCCAGGGUUCAUGUGG